Messenger RNA from Musca domestica (house fly), 4979 nucleotides. RefSeq lists its product as uncharacterized. Bases 1794 to 4295 code for a protein of 833 amino acids. The transcript has 8 exons. The record is from RefSeq and is a predicted model, not a curated record. NCBI's taxonomy places the organism in Eukaryota, Metazoa, Arthropoda, Insecta, Diptera, Muscidae.
UAUAAAUUAAUUCAAAAAAAAAAAAAAAAAAAAUUUAUUAAGAAAAUCUAGCACAAAAAUGUUUAAUAAAUAAGCCAUUCAAAAGAAAAUUGUGUGUAUAUAAGAUGUUUCCAAGUAGCAAAUAGAGUUCAAAGUGUUAAAACAACAACGACAGCAGAUUCACAUAAAAUCCCUCACUCACCAGAAUUUCUAUAUAUCAUUUAAAAAGCAAAAAAAAAGAUGUUCAUUAAAAAUACCAGCCCCUUGUUAGGAGGCCCAUAAGUUAUUGUGUAAUAAUUUCGGAUACUUAGAUGCAAUCCAAAAAUAAAUAAAACAGAAGAGAAAAAAAAUCAGACCUUAAAGAUUUCAUCUUAGGCCAGAUACCACCAACUACAGAGGGAGAAAAACGAAACCAAAAAACAAAUACAAAUACAAAAAAUAAUCAGUAGCCAAAUAAGCAAAGGACCACCACACCACAAGGAACAAGAAAUAGAAGUUAAAGAAGUUUUGCGAAAAAAAACCAAAUAAAAACGCAACAACAUCGUGAAAAGCCGUAACCCACAUUUUUCUGCCACCACUCAAAGGCAUAUCAACGAUAGUGACACCAGCACGAACAACAACAUCAAUGCUCUGAUUAUAGCUGACUGGAUAAUUACAACAAGUAUAACAACACACUGAGAAACGAAAGCAAAACUCAAGUCAGGCAAACAGUUUUUUUUUUUUUUCUUCAGAGUCAUGACCUGUUUUUGCCUGCAGCCCUUAAACUGUGUGGACAUGGCUUGCAUGCUCCUCAAGUCACUGUAGCCAGAGCUGUCAAUGUAAAUUUGAAUUUUAAAUAAUGAACUAACAUUUGCAAUGACGUCGACUCCAUAUGCCGGGCCUUAAAUACGAGUUUUGGAGCUAAGGAAAACUGUUGUGGAAAAAGAAGCCAACAAAAAAAGAACGGAAGAAAAACAUUGAAAGAGAAAAUAGGAAAAAAGGAAAUUGAGAAAAUCUGACACCCACCCAGCCCUGGUUGUAUGGCAUAAAGAGCCACAGCCGUUGAGUGGAAGAAUAUAAAAAAAAAACAAAAAACACAACAACAACAACAAAUACCAUUCGUUUUUUUUCUGGGUCAAUUCAUAUUGGAUUACGUGUUGCCAGAGAAUUCACCAACAAAGUAUGGUCAUAUGUUAAAUGUAUUGAAAAGGCCAGGCAGGACCAAGUAAACGGUUUUUUUUGCCCUUUACUACCCAAAAAAAAAAAAAGAAGAAGAGAAGAGGAAAAACAACAACAAAAAACACCAAACAAAGGCCAAUAAAUUUUAAACAAACAAAGUAAACAUUCACAUAUGAGUUUGACAAACAAAAGACAGCAACAACAACAACAACAACGAAUUUGAUUUUUUUUUCUUCUUCUUCUGCUCGAUUUUGGGGCCCAGAGAAGUACACAGUUUGGCCUAAGCAAACAACACCCUCACAAGCAAACAACCAAUCCGACUGGCUGGCAAACUUUAUGGAGAUUGUGUUUUUUUUCAUGUUUCGACAAACAUUAGCAAAAACAACAACAACAACAAUUUUGACUGCUGGUCAAAAUAAAUUUUGAAAUUGAACUAAAUGUCUGUUGGCUGGGCCCGAAAAUAAAUUCGUUUGCAAAACACACCGCUCACACACACAGCGCCGAACAUUCCUAUCUCUCUAUGGAUGGCCAACAAAAAGGAAACGGAAAUAGCACAACAACGGAUAUAUCCAAACCUCUGUUAAACACACACACACAGAGACACACGUACACUCACACACACUCCCAGCUAGCUAGCUAGUCAAUGUCAAUGAGCGAUGGCCAAAAUUUUAAAUCACCAAAACUCUCAUAAACUAAAAGCAGAGGCAGCAGCAGCACUACCACCAGUUGUAGUUCGGCAACACGACGCGGAAGAGGAAAGGGACGGCCAAGCAGCAGUAACAUAUCCCCAGGCCCAUACAACAAAAAUAGGCUUGGAAACUUUUCCACAAACUUUUCAGUGCCGAAAUCUGCAGCAGCAACCAAAAAAAUCUCAUCAUGAGUCACAGCCGAAUGACGGGAAGCAACAACAUGGCAAAGGCCAGCAACAGCAACAUUGUUCACACAUUAACACCAACACCAAGCGGGCACAAUUGUUGCCACAGCUAACAACAACAACAACGAUGCAACAAAAAGUGCCAGCUCAACACCUGCAAGCAGUAGCGGAAAAAACCAACAACAACUAUAAAUCCAUAGUAGAACCUGCCUCAAAGACUUAUAACUCAACGACAAUGCCAUCAUCAUCCUCGUCCUCGUGCAGUAGCUCACUGGCCGGGCCCAACUCUCCAUCAUCAUCAUCACCAUCGUUAUAUCUACCCCAACUCUGGCCCCCCUCCUCGACUCUCUACUCCAACUACAGCUGUUGUGUUCUAACCUAUAAUCUCUUUGCAGCCUAUGCUGAGGCUGCUACGCUACAGCUGAAACGCAAAACCUCACUGACAAAACUCUUCUAUGCCGCCAGUGGCUGGGGUUGGACCACAACUGGGGUGCGACGUCACAAUGACAUGAGCAGUAUUUGUUAUUUAAUACUCAUGGCCUUUGUCUAUUGGGGUGUUAUGAUUCGGGCCGCAGUGGCCACGAAUUUGAGUAGCAACAACACCACCAGCAGUAGCUCGUCAGCAUCCUCAUCAUCGUCAGCCUCCUCAACAACAACUCUAAAUACCACUCUGCAGCACGUUUCGGAAAUAAGUGGCAAUGAAGAGUUCGCCUUGAAUUCCAUAGCCAAACUGUUUGCAUUGAAUCCCGAGGAGAUGCCACAAAAUGCCAGUCGAACGACGGAUCUGAUCACCGGCAACUCUGUAAAUUCUCAAAUGGAAAGUCUUUUGCCAUUUCUCUCUUUCUCCUCCUCUUCUUCUUCUUCUGCUUCGUCGUCGUCGUUACCUGUCUCUCCGGAUAUUUUAAGCAAUUACCAGCGACGCCUAUUAACACGUCGUGAAGCCGCCAAUGUGCCUGAUUUCGAUGAUGAUGAUUCCAGUUAUCAUGAUGAUGAGUUCGAUGAAUAUGAGACGCUAAUUCGUAAUAAAUCUGCCAAAGGUAAAUAUAUCGGUGCUCCGUGCAAUAAUAUGUCGUGCGAGCCCACUUUGUUGCAUGUCACCUGUGAUAAGGAGACACAAAUAUGCGGCUGUGAAAGAGGUUAUCCCGUACAAAUUGGUUUGACCAGGGGAUGCGAUAAACCCAAGAAACUGGGUGAAAUGUGUUUCUACGACGAGACAUGCCAGUUCAACGAUGAAAACUCCCUUUGUGUUCAGGUGCGUCACAAUGCAAUGUGCCAGUGUGUGAAAGGCUAUCAUUCGGUGAGCUUAAAUAAACCAACACGUCGUGUCUUCUGUACUCCAGAUCUAGACGAAUUAAAUUCCGAUCUGCCAACACUGCUAGGAGUUUGUGUUGGCAUUGGAGUACUAGCCGGUCUAAUCUGCAUGGUAUUGCAUCUGUUUAGUAAAACUAAAUAUCCACGUCAUCGGAAUUUCGGUGAUGCCAAUUUACCGCCACCUAUAAUGUAUUCAAGUGAAACAGGUAUCCACCAUCAACGUCAUUACACAGUGCAAUCCGGUCGUCCAUCAUCACGUUCGAGUAUACGCUCCAGUGGCGGCUCAAUCGGUUCCUAUGGCAAUCGUCGCUCGUCCACGGGUGGUGUUACAUCAACAACGGCCGGUUCCAAGGGCAUACUGGUCUCCACGUCACGCACAGGUUCUCGAAGACCAAGUCUAGCGUCUGUCCAUAGUACAAGUUCGUCCGUUCGCAGUUAUAGCAUGAUGCGUUUCGAAAAGGAACAACAACAGAAGGAAAUACGUCAUGAGAUGAAAUUACGUUUGGCCCGAUUGCAACAGCAGCAACAACAACAACAAUUGGGCCAAUAUAAACCCCAAAUCAUAAUUGGCGAUACGGCCAUGACAAUGCAACAGCAUGGUGUGGCCCUGAAUCGCAUUACAAUGGCCACCCCCAGUCCCAUGACGCCCAACUCGACGGAUGAACUGUUGCCGGCUGUGGAUGAAAAUUCAGAGUAUCCCCCCACAAUGGAACCACAACAAACAACCACAAAAACCGCAUGUCCCGAAUCGGUGGCAUCGGCAACCAUAAGUGCUAUAAAAAAUGCUGCUACCGGCUCCCAGUCAACGGGUGCAAGUCCCAAACAAACAAGUACAACAACACAUAAUAUAACGGCAACUGGUAAAGCUAUCAGUGCCGGGCCCGCUCCUACUGCUGCUGCUGCUGCCUCAACAGAUAUGGCUAAUGCUGCUGCUUAUAUAGGACCCUGCAGUUCAUCAACAGAAGCGCUUUAAACAUGAACUAUAUAUAUACACAUACACAAACAUACGCUCAUACUGAGUAAAUAUUUAUAUGUAAAUGCUAAGUAAACCUACCCCACCCCCUGGUCUGAGAAUAUCCCCCUAUUUGAAAGUAUUAUCCUCUAUAAGAUACAAAAAAGAAACAAUUUCAAAAACCCAAAAAAGGCUUAAAAAAUAUUCAAAACAAAAACGAAAAAUAGAAAUUAUUUUUUAAAAGACAAGAGAUAAAACUGAUCAAGCAUCUAAUAUGAAUGAAGUUUCAGAAUAGUAGUAUAAUAGGGUGGAAUGUGGAAAUGUUAUUUUUUUAAAAUUUUAAGUAUUCGACGUCAUUCGUUCCAAAUAUAUACAAAACUUGCUUCAAGAAUUCUGGAUACUUACAGCCUGUUCCACGAUAUCGAAAGAAAAGUAGUGCGAACGAAAACUAGUCACUCAAUUUCGUAUCAGAAUGCGUUCCACUAACAUUCGUUCGUUCUUUCGCAUAGCAUUACGUGACCCAGUGUUGCUAAAUAUAAUUUUGAAAAAUUAAUCGCGAAACUAAACGAAAAAAGCGCCAAAAUGACAGAUUUAAACGCCAAAAAGCCGUAAAAAUACAACCAUACAUCAGCUGACUCUCUCUGAAGUGACAGUUCUGUUGUAAACAAAGAAAUUGUAAAUAAACAAAGAAAAUAAUAUUCCGAG